AUGUAUUAUGAUGAAGUCCUGGGGAUUGCCUACCUGAAUAUGAUUGUAUUUGGAAUCCUUGGAAACGCUUUCCUGCUUUAUCAAUUCAGCCUUAAGUUCAUUACUAAUCACAGAACAAGACCUAUAAACCUCAUUAUCAUUCAUUUGGCUUUUGCCAAUGUCACAAUGAUUCUCUUCCGGAGCAUCCCCACAAUAAUGGAGGUCUGGGGGCUGGCAUCUUCCCUAGAUGGCACUGGGAAGAAAAUCAUAACAUACCUGAUGGGAGUAGUCCGGAGUCUUUUCUUUUGUGGCACUUGCCUGCUAUGUGUUUUCCAGGCCAUCACCAUCAAUCCCAAUAUCCCUAUGUGGAUGAAACUCAAGACCAGAGACCCAAAGUAUAUCAUUACCUGCUGUUUCCUUUUAUGGAUCUACAAUCUGCUGAUAGAUGCCAUUGUGCCUGUAUAUAUGGUAGGUUUAAUGAAUAGCACAGACACUGAGAAAAGAUGGAGCACCGGCUAUGUGCAUAUAGACUUUUAUAAUGCAAAUACUGUAAAAAUUAUAAUCUGGAAAUCUGUUUGUUAUAUUGUAUUUCUAUGUCUCAUGGUCUUUUCAAGUGGCUACAUGGUAUUUAUCCUCUACAGUCACAACCAACAAAUCCAGUACAUUCACAGCACAAGGAUUUCCCCAACAGCAUCUCCUGAGAUAAGAGCUACUAAAGCCAUUCUAUUGCUGGUGAUUACCUUUGUCUGCUUCAACUCAGUCAGUUCCCCUUUAAUUGUCUUUAUGGCUUCUUCUAAAGUAAUUAGGGUUCAAGUGGUACAUAUUACAGUCCUUCUUUCCCUUUGUUAUCCAGUUGUUAGUCCUUUUAUGCUAAUCAGUAUUGACAAUCGGAUUUGCUAG
Messenger RNA from Antechinus flavipes (yellow-footed antechinus), 879 nucleotides. RefSeq names its product vomeronasal type-1 receptor 1-like. Gene Ontology annotation, biological process: G protein-coupled receptor signaling pathway. The coding region runs from base 1 to 879 and encodes 292 amino acids. NCBI's taxonomy places the organism in Eukaryota, Metazoa, Chordata, Mammalia, Dasyuromorphia, Dasyuridae. The record is from RefSeq and is a predicted model, not a curated record. Gene Ontology annotation, molecular function: pheromone receptor activity. Gene Ontology annotation, cellular component: membrane. The transcript has a single exon.